GCCGCGCGCACACACCGGGCCGGCUCCCGAGGGCUCCGGCGCGGCCCCGGGGAAGGCGAGCGGGGAGCGCGCGGCCUGCGGUCGGCGGCCCGGCGGCCGGGAAGAUGGUGUCGUGGAUGAUCUCCCGAGCCGUGGUGCUGCUGUUUGGAAUGCUCUAUCCGGCUUACUACUCAUACAAAGCUGUGAAGACGAAAAAUGUCAAGGAAUAUGUCCGCUGGAUGAUGUAUUGGAUCGUCUUUGCCCUCUACACUGUCAUUGAAACGGUGGCCGAUCAGACGCUGGCAUGGUUUCCCCUGUACUAUGAGCUGAAGAUCGCCUUUGUCAUUUGGCUGCUGUCGCCCUACACCAGAGGGGCGAGUCUAAUUUAUAGAAAGUUCCUUCACCCUCUGCUUUCUUCAAAGGAAAGGGAAAUUGAUGAUUAUAUUGUCCAAGCGAAGGAAAAGGGCUAUGAGACAAUGGUGAACUUCGGACGUCAGGGCUUGAAUUUAGCAGCUGCAGCUGCUGUCACAGCAGCAGUGAAGAGCCAAGGAGCAAUAACAGAGCGUUUGCGAAGUUUCAGCAUGCAUGACUUGACAACUAUCCAGGGUGAUGAGCCUGUGGGACAAAGACCCUACCAGACCUUGCCGGAAACAAAGAGGAAAAGCAAGCAAGCCAGCGAGUCAGCAGCCUAUGGACUUGCACUGAAAGAUGGAGGUGAGCCAACAGAUGAAGAAGCAGAGGGGCCGUUCUCGGAUGAUGAGAUGGUGACUCACAAGGGGCUGCGGCGAUCCCAGAGCAUGAAGUCUGUCAAGACCAUCAAAGGCCGCAAAGAGGUGCGGUAUGGUUCACUAAAAUACAAAGUGAAGAAGAGACCACAGGUGUAUUUUUAGUGUCUGUGAGUCACUUAUCCCAAGACAAAUAAUUGUAACAAAUCCACUUUGUUUUCAGGAUUUACACUUUAAAUCUUAAGACUGUGGCAAUGACAGCAUUGAUUUAAUGACUUUAAAUAGUUUGUCUCUUUAACAGUCACUUUUAGAUACUAACGCUAAGUGUAGUUUUGUAAGGUUUAUUAAUGUCCCUGUGUAUAGCAAAAGUCACAGAGCAUCAUGUUACCUGAUGCCGUCAGCAACAUGGAGCACCUGGGUUUAAGGAUAAACAGGCCCAGGGUAUACUUGAAAAGUCUCCGCUUUGGGAUGCACCUUCUGCCGUGCAUUGUGUUUACAUCUGUCAGUGUCGCAACUGUCACAUAAGAGCAGUGACGGCCAGCCAGCGUCGUGACUGUGGGACGGUGACAUGUCUUUACGUAAGCCUUAGAAGCUUUCCACCAUGAGCUGAAAGUGUUUGAAACAUUAUUUGAAAACCAGGUGUCCACAUGGCACUUUCCUGGCUAGUUUGCACACUUGAAAAUUGUUUACCGAUUUUACAGCUGUACAUUUACUUUAAAUUUUAUGGAUGCCGUCUUUCUUGUUGUCUGUCCUAUUCUGACAUGUCAGAAUCAUGCUUUGAAAUGCAUCAUCUCCUUUUGUUAUGGUCUGUUUUGUUUGUUAAAUUCAUUCGACUUACAGUAGAAACACUUAGCUGUUAAAUUUUUACUCUUUUGUUUUGUUUUUUGAAAUAGUGUCUCUUUUAGCCCAAGGGUGUCCUUGAACUCUUAAUCCUCUUCCUUCUUCCACCUCACAGUUGCUGGGAUAACAGGUGUAUAUUAUCACACCUGGCUAAUUGUAACUGUUUUUUAAUUAUAUUCUUGAUGUCUGGGAAGUUAUUUUAAACAUUAGCCAGUUUCCGUAAUUGAAUUUGAUGUGCUUUUUAUCAACAGCUAUUGCAUUAUUUUAGGUUUUAAAACACAGCUCUCAUGGAAGAGAGUCACAGACUAGUAUAGCCCUGAGUGUUUUCUAACUCAUGGACUGCCUAGUGCCCACACUCUGUUCUCAAGCUUGGCAGGGGCAGAUGCCAUAUAACACAGGCUCCCAAAAAAGACCACCCUCUGAAUCCGAGAGAUUUAGAGGGAUUCACCUGGGAGGCUCUUUUCAGGUUGCCGUAAUAAUUGUGCAUUGUGAACCCUAAAUAAGUAUAUUUGGAGUGAUGAAUAAUCAAAAUUUUAAUAUUAAACAAUAUUUAGUUGGGGGUUUCUGGAUAUCAUUCACACAUGAACUCUUGAUGCUACUAAUAUUUUCUGAACCAACUCACACUGUUAAUAUUUAACACCAAAUAAGAAUUCAUUUUUUUUCUCCCUCAUUUAAUCUUGUAUCUCCAUCUACUUUGCUUUGUCUCUAGAAGGAUUCUUUAAUUUCUACUCAAACAUCCAUAAAGUCACAUAAUAAGUUGUUGGAAAGGGUGUUACUGAUUUCGCCUGGACCUGUCCUGCUUAUCCAAAUGCUGUACUGCAUGCUUGGUUUUCCUGGCAGAGGCAGUGUUACCUGAUAAGGUGGGCUGAUAAAUAAAGUAAGUUACUUUGUCUCCAUGGGGACAGACUGGCACCAUUUUAUCUUUUUCAAGUCCAGUCUCAGUAUUAAACCUGCCCUUUGGAGCCAUGCUUGACAUACACAAGGCCUUGAGUUCAAUCUCAGAACGAAAACAGAACAAUAGCUAAAACAGACUUGCCUGUUCUUUAAUAAGUUUGUGUGCUCUUGGUUUUCUCUUUUUUUUUUUUUUUUUUGGCGGGGUGGGGCAAGGCAGGUCAUCUGUUUUGUAGCCUGACUAACCUGGAAUUCACUCUGUAGACCAGGCUGUCCCCAAAUUCAGAAAGAUCCACCUGCCUGUGCCUCCCAGAGGCUGGCAUUAAAGUCAUCACCACCAUGGCCAACUUGGUUUUGAAACAAAGUCUCACUCUAGCCAGCCUGAAACACACUAUGUAGCCCCAAGUUAGCCUCAAAUACAUGGACACUCUUCAUACUUCAGCCUUUUAAGUGCUGAGAUUAUAGAUGAGUACCUCCAUACCCUACUUCACAGGCUUUUUAUUUUGGGAGAAUUAUUGCCUUCACACAAAGAUGCCAUGUGACUCAGAACUAAUGCUGGCUGCCCUGCUCACUACCUUUCUCCCUCCCAGUCCCUGCCCAAGCAUGCCCCUGCUGUAGACAUACUUAUGUGCCCUUGACGCCAUCUGCCCUGCCCCACUUUGGUCCUGCCUCCAUCGUCGCAUGCCCUUUUCUUUCAACUUUGUGUACUGAGCUAAAGCGGUGUUUUGUUUUGUUUCUCUUAUAAUGGAGCGGGUCAGGUUGUCUGUUUCUCUGGUUUUGAGUCUGAUGGUUUUUAGGUUGGUUGAUUUGUUGGGGGGUUUUUGUUUGUUUGUUUGUUUGGUUGGUUGGUUGGUUUUGGUUUUGGUUUUUUGAGGCAGGGUUUUUCUACAUAGCCCUGGCUGUCAUGGAACUCCCCCUGUAGACCAGGCUGGCCUCAAACUCACAGAGAUCUGCCUGCUUCUGCCUUCCCAAGUGCUGGGAUUAUAGUUGUACACCACUGCCACCAAGCUAGUCUGCUGAUUUUUUAAGAUAUGUAAAUUUAUUCAUAGACCACAGUGCCUUAUUUUACCCCCACUACAAUUGGGGCACCAGCAUGCAAUGCACAAACCUGUUUGGGGCACUGUUUCUCUGCCUGUCGACCUCUAUCUAAAAAUUACAACCUGGUAGUAUUUUAUUUUACUGUCCACUCAUUCAGUGUGAUAACUAAUACUUAACUAUUCCCUAUACUUAACAGUUGUUUCAGUAUAAGACUUCAUAUAGUCUGUGUUGUAUCUCUGUUUUCUAUUUCCUUUCUGGGAUUAGAAGGAGCCCUGAGUACUGCUGGACAGACAGCUCAGUACUUUUAAGAAUGCAUACUGCUCUCGCAGAGGACCUGUUCAGUGCACCUGGUAGUUAGGUGCCCUGGUAGUUAGUCUACAGCUGCCUGUAGCUCCAGCUCCAGGGGACACCAUGCCUUCUUCUGAUUUCCGGGGAUACCUGCAUGCAUGUGAACAUAGCUUCUCACGGAUCCACAUACACAUACUUUAAAACAAAAUAAAUCUGUGAAACACAAAAAGGAACCAGAAAUGAGCUGAUAUAAACAAUGAUAUAAACCCACCUCUCUCCCACCAUAUUCCUUCCACAUGCAGCACAGUGUGUUUUAUAUGGCUAAAAUAAAAAGAUACUGCUACCGUUGCUGGUAGGAAGCUCUUUCCUGCACGGAUGGAUGGAAGUGAACUAACUACUCGUGUGUUUUCAGGGAUCUCAUUCCAUGUGUCACCACCAAAGACUUCCACAGUGUUACACAGCAUGUAAAUGCUCUAAGAUUAUGUCAAACAUUGGUUAAAUGUAUCUUUCUUUUUUGUACUUUUGGAGAAAUACGUAAACCUUUAUGAUAUUGCUAUGAUACUGUCUUAUGAAAUUAUAAGUGUUUUUUAAUUGGAAUAGGCUAAAUUUUUAUGUAGUAUCUUACAUUGGAAAAACUAAGGAAAUUUAAGUAGAUCUAAAUAUAGAAAUCUGAAUACAGAUUCCAAAGCUAUUUCCUCUGUCCUCUCCUUUUUAGGCUGAUUUAUUUGUGAAACAGGUAAAUUUUGAGAAGAUUGUUGCUUUGUGAUUUGUAGUAUUUCUUAAGAAACAUACCCUAAGAUUAAAGUUUUCUGAAAAGAAAAUCUUUUUUCCCUAAGUACUUUUAAGAUUAGCCUUUUAAGGGUAAUUCUGCUGACUGACCCUUUUUAAAUAUUGUAUAUUAACCCUUUUUGAGCAUUGACUUUGACUUAACAUUGUUUUUCUUCUAAUAUUUUUUUAACUCUGUGUACUUUAAUACGUUAAGCGAAAAUAAUUUUAUAAAAUCUCUUUGUUAAAGCUGUCCUUGGGCCCCAUAUGUGGGUGACUCUACAAGUGUAUUUUGGGAAAUUUUUACAAUAAAGUAAACUCAUUAUAUUAGUGGCAA
Psammomys obesus (fat sand rat) is the source of this 4863-nucleotide messenger RNA. It is a transcript of the gene Reep3, whose product is annotated as receptor accessory protein 3. Bases 105 to 869 code for a protein of 254 amino acids. The transcript has 8 exons. Gene Ontology annotation, cellular component: cytoplasmic microtubule; endoplasmic reticulum tubular network; endoplasmic reticulum membrane. Lineage: Eukaryota; Metazoa; Chordata; Mammalia; Rodentia; Muridae. The record is from RefSeq and is a predicted model, not a curated record. Gene Ontology annotation, biological process: endoplasmic reticulum tubular network organization. Gene Ontology annotation, molecular function: microtubule binding.